AUGGCGGCCGGGGCCCCCCGACGCCCGCGGUGCCCGGGCUGCCCGCGCCCGGCCCUCGCCCCCGGCCGCCCGGGACCGGCCGCCGCCCUCGGGCCCGGGAUGAGGGUCUCCAAGGCAACGCUCCCCGUGGACCCCGGCCGGGAGCCCCCGGGGAUGCGGUGCCUCUCCGCGCCGUCGACGGACGACCCCGCCGCGUGUCGAGCCCCGGGACGGUCCCGCCGGCCGCACGGUGCCCCCGUCCCGCCCUCGGCCGGGGCGCGACGGCGGGCGCUCGACGGGCCGAGCCCGCCGGAGGAGCGGGAUCGGCUUCUCCGGGAGACGGGGUCGCCGGGUCGCGGAGGGUGGGGGACCGGAGACCCUCCCGAGGGUGAAGGGCCGGCGGGCCGUGACGUCCCGGGGCGCGGCGUCGGGGCCGACGCCGACGAUCCCGUCGUCCGGCCCGGCGGGCCCGGGGACCCCGGGAGAUGGGCGGCGAAGGGCAGGGCGGCCUCUGGGAAAACGGCACAACGCUUCGACCUUGCUUCGGCCGAACCCCCGUUCUCGGACUCUUCCUCCUCCUUCGUACGUGCGCCGUCCUAUCCCCGUAAACACGCGGCCGUGGCUGCGGGCCGCGUCGGCCUUGAGGACGUGAAGCGUCGAGCGUACUCGGUGGGUUUCACCCCCCGCACUAAAACGAAAAGCAGAGGUUGGCAGUUGAAAUGGGUGGAUGUGUACUGUGUCGGCUAUGGUUUUCUGGCCUUGAAGAAAAGAGGAGGUGACAUGAGCAGAUUACUCUUCGGGGAGAUAGUAAUGAUCAUAACUGUGCCGCGAGGAUGGGGAGGCCCGUCUGAAGAGGACCGCGCCCCCGGCCGGCGCCCGCCGCCCGUCCAGGAUGGCCGAGAGGGCCCGCCGGGCCUGAACAGGAAGACGUCCCGGUCCACCCUGUCCCUGCCCCCGGAGCCGGUGGACGUCACCCGCGGCAAGUGCGGCUCGCGGAGGGUCAAGCUCAACGUGGGCGGCCUGACCCACGAGGUGCUGUGGCGGACCCUCGACCGGCUGCCCAGGACGCUGGGGAAGCUCAAGGACUGCGGCAGCCACGAGGCCCUGCUGGUGUGCGACGACUACAGCCUGGCGGAGAACGAGUACUUCUUCGACCGCCACCCCGGGGCCUUCACCUAUCUGAAUUUCUACCGGACGGGGAAGCUGCACAUGAUGGAGGAGAUGUGCGCUCUGUCGUUCGGCCAGGAGCUGGAUUACUGGGGGGUGGACGAGAUCUACCUGGAGUCCUGCUGCCAGGCCAGGUACCACCAGAAGAAGGAGCAGAUGAACGAGGAGCUGCGCCGGGAGGCCGAGACCAUGAGGGAGCGGGAGGGGGAGGAGUUCGACAACACCUGCUGCCCCGAGAAGAGGAAGAAGCUCUGGGAUCUGCUGGAGAAGCCCAACUCGUCCGUCGCCGCUAAGAUCCUGGCCAUCGUGUCCAUCCUGUUCAUCGUCCUGUCGACCGUGGCCCUGUCCCUGAACACGCUGCCCGAGCUGCAGGAGACGGACGAGUUCGGCCAACCCAACGACAACCGGCAGCUGGCCCACGUGGAGGCGGUGUGCAUCGCCUGGUUUACCAUGGAGUACCUGCUCCGCUUCCUGUCCUCGCCCAACAAGUGGAAGUUCUUCAAGGGCCCGCUCAACGUCAUCGACCUCCUGGCCAUCCUGCCCUACUACGUCACCCUCUUCCUGACCGAGUCCAACAAGAGCGUCCUCCAGUUCCAGAACGUGCGGCGGGUGGUGCAGAUCUUCCGCAUCAUGCGGAUCCUGCGCAUCCUGAAGCUGGCCCGCCACUCCACGGGCCUCCAGUCCCUGGGCUUCACGCUGAGGCGGAGCUACAACGAGCUGGGCCUGCUGAUCCUCUUCCUGGCCAUGGGCAUCAUGAUCUUCUCCAGCCUGGUCUUCUUCGCCGAGAAGGACGAGGACGCCACCAAGUUCACCAGCAUCCCGGCCUCCUUCUGGUGGGCCACCAUCACCAUGACCACCGUGGGCUACGGGGACAUCUACCCCAAGACCCUGCUGGGCAAGAUCGUCGGGGGGCUCUGCUGCAUCGCCGGGGUGCUGGUCAUCGCGCUGCCCAUCCCCAUCAUCGUCAACAACUUCUCCGAGUUCUACAAGGAGCAGAAGCGGCAGGAGAAGGCCCUGAAGCGCCGGGAGGCCCUGGAGCGGGCCAAGCGCAACGGCAGCAUUGUCUCCAUGAACCUCAAGGACGCCUUCGCCCGCGGCGCCGAGCUGCUGGACGUGGCCGCCGACAAGGCGGGCGAGCCGGCCCGGGCCCCCGCCGCCGACGGCCAGCCGUCCCCCAGCCGCUGGAAGUGGGCCCGGCGGGCCCUGGCCGAGUCCGGCCCGGCCGACGGCUACCGGGAGGUGGCCCAGAGGGACCCCCGCGAGCCGCUCAACAACACGGCCGCCGGCCCGCAGCCCCUGAGCGCCCACAGGCUGCAGAUGCUCUACAACGAGAUCGUCAAGAGCCGGCCGCCCCCAGCCCUGACCCCUGACCUCCGGCGGGGAGGGCGGCGGCCGGAGGGCCGGGAGGAGGAGAUGGAGAGGGCGGAGGCGGCCCGGCGCCGGGAGCAGCUGGCCGUGGCCCGGGCGGACGGCGUCACGGACAUGCGGAGCACGUCCAGCAUCGACAGCUUCACCAGCUGCACCACGGACUUCGCCGAGGCCGACAGGUCCCCGGUCCCGCCCAGGCCCGGCCCCGGGGCCGGCCCGGCCGGGGACGGCCUGCCCUUCGACCUCCCGCGGGAGCACGGGCCGCCCGCCGCCCCGGGAGCCGGGGAGGGCCGCCCCCCGAGAGGGGACUCGAGGGGACGGGGCGGCCCCCCGGCCCGGAGCCCCCUGCCUCGGUGGCCCUCCCAGAAGCGCUCCGCCCCGUCCACGAGGGAGAGGAGGAGCUUCACCGAGAUGGACGCCGGCGAGGACGAAGACUUUCCGGAACCCCGACGGGCCUCCCCCGACGGGCCGGCGGAACCCGAGACAAACUGCCCCGAGGGUCCGCGGGGGGACCGGAGAGACCCUCUGACGGGAGGGGGCGGGCCCGGCCGCCCCCCGGCCCCGGACCCGGCUCACGACUGGACGCGAGACCGUCUUCCCGCCGCGGGGGACGUCAGGAGGGACGAUCGGCCGGAAGGGAGCAAGGUGGGAAACCACGUGUUCGCCCCCCAGAUCCGGGCCGACCCCGGGGCCGCUGGCUACUGCCCCACGCGGGAGACCAGCAUGUGACUACUUCCAAAAGCAAUAAAGAAACCCCUUUCUUACGACCACGGGCGGCGAGCGGACUUAGACCGGGGACCUCCCCGUCCCCUCCCUCCUCCCCCCGCCCCCCGAAGCGCAUAACACGUUAUUUUUGCAUGGCAUGAACGGUUAAGUUUCAGUCCUGUUGAAAUAAAAGAGUCGAGGCUGCGUUUUGUAACCAGACGGCCCCAAACCACGAGUCCCGAACUGUGGAUGAAAUAAAAAGAGCUCUAUUAGGAACGGUA
This is a messenger RNA of Ornithorhynchus anatinus (platypus), 3500 nucleotides long. RefSeq names its product potassium voltage-gated channel subfamily B member 2 (gene KCNB2). The record is from RefSeq and is a predicted model, not a curated record. Gene Ontology annotation, cellular component: membrane; voltage-gated potassium channel complex. Gene Ontology annotation, biological process: protein homooligomerization; potassium ion transmembrane transport. Gene Ontology annotation, molecular function: protein binding; delayed rectifier potassium channel activity. Lineage: Eukaryota; Metazoa; Chordata; Mammalia; Monotremata; Ornithorhynchidae.